Messenger RNA from Glossina fuscipes, 492 nucleotides. Its product is annotated as peptidyl-tRNA hydrolase 2, mitochondrial. Gene Ontology annotation, cellular component: mitochondrion; cytosol. Gene Ontology annotation, molecular function: peptidyl-tRNA hydrolase activity. Lineage: Eukaryota; Metazoa; Arthropoda; Insecta; Diptera; Glossinidae. The record is from RefSeq and is a predicted model, not a curated record. The transcript has a single exon. Bases 15 to 431 code for a protein of 138 amino acids.
UACAUACAUAAGUAAUGUUUAAGAACUUUUUAAAAACUUUCGUCGCUGUGCCCAAAAAUUUAUCCUAUUCAACUAAACUUGCAUUGAUCGCGCGGUCGGAUAUAAAAAUGUCAAAAGGGAAGAUAGCGGCGCAAUGCGCCCACGCUGCUGUUAUAUGCUUUCAAAAAGCUCAAUGCAGCGCUAACAAAGAGACGCAGGAGAUUCUUGAAUUAUGGCUGGCAAGUGGACAGCCCAAAAUUGUAUUACGUGUGGGUAGUUAUAAUGAUUUGAUCUCGCUUCAAGAUGAAGCUGAAAACGUCGGCAUACUUGCAACUAUAGUAUAUGAUGCCGGUCAUACACAAUUGAAUGCUGGUACAGCCACAGUGCUAGGAAUAGGUCCUGAUAAAAAUAAUAAAAUUGAUAAACUCGUAAGCCAUCUAAACUUGCUUUAAUGUACAUUCUGGAAUUCAUUUUAAAUGUUCUUUCAAACAAAUAAAUUUUCACUGACUAAUU